Molecule: messenger RNA, 468 nt
Organism: Letharia lupina
Lineage: Eukaryota; Fungi; Ascomycota; Lecanoromycetes; Lecanorales; Parmeliaceae
Exons: 2
Coding region: 1-468 (155 amino acids)
Source: RefSeq, a predicted model, not a curated record
AUGGAUAGAAAGAUUAACAGACAAUACCUAGCGCCAAAAUUCUUGGAAGAUGCAGACGAUACAGCGAAAACAACUCUGUCACUCAAUCUGCUAGGCCGUGCAACGCCACCAGAUCGUAUGAUAGCUAUCUUUGAGGCUGACCACCACUGCAAAACAUUUGCAUGGGAGCGAGAUCCCAAGUUCAGUGCCAAUUGCAAUAUCUUGAAUGCACUGCUCUAUGCGCCAAAGUGGGGAGGAUACGUAGCCCAAAUUUACAAAGCCGCAAACAUCCUAUGCAAAUUAUGGUACCAGGGAGAAGUGAACGACAAAUGGAAUCCCUCGCCCCAAUACUCGAAAAUGCUCCUAACCCAGGCACUUGUGCGGAUGCUUGAGCUGUGGCAGGACGGAAGCCUCAACGGGGUCUGUGAGGAACUGUUCAGGGACCGAGUACCGAUAAUCCUAACUCAAAUCGCUAUCCGCACGCUGUAG